AUGAGUUCCCCUGGACCAGAACGACCCCAGCUUUGCGUACAUCCACGCCUCGCCUUGCUCGUGCUAGGUGCGGGGUUCGCACAGCUCUGCAACGCCCCUUGCUGCUCGUCGGUUCGCUUUGCUCGCAUCGAGACCAUCAACCGCGGAUGGGACCACCCGUCACUGCAGGACGACUUUUGCGCCGCAGCGAUGAACGUUAGCGGGUCGACCUACUCUGAACGAAUCGACAAGUUGAUCUUGGUGGCCCAUUCCAUGGGCAAUUUGAUUGCCAGUGGCGCGUUGGCUUCUGGUCGGUGCAACAUGGCAAAGAACGUGCAUUGGAUUUCGAUUGCUGCACCGAUGGAAGGCACCAAGAGCAGCAAUUGCAUUGAAAAGCCGUACCCAUGA
This is a messenger RNA of Aphanomyces astaci, 387 nucleotides long. RefSeq lists its product as hypothetical. The coding region runs from base 1 to 387 and encodes 128 amino acids. NCBI's taxonomy places the organism in Eukaryota, Oomycota, Saprolegniomycetes, Saprolegniales, Verrucalvaceae. The record is from RefSeq and is a predicted model, not a curated record. The transcript has 2 exons.